Molecule: messenger RNA, 1866 nt
Organism: Tachysurus vachellii
Lineage: Eukaryota; Metazoa; Chordata; Actinopteri; Siluriformes; Bagridae
Product: patr class I histocompatibility antigen, alpha chain G-like
Exons: 6
Coding region: 72-1448 (458 amino acids)
Biological process (GO): immune response
Cellular component (GO): external side of plasma membrane
Source: RefSeq, a predicted model, not a curated record
CGUCACUGUUCCAGAAAGAAUCCUCUUCUCCAGAGGUGGUGGUCGCUACAGGUUUCUUCCCCAAAGCAGUGAUGAUCACCUGGAGGAAGGACGGAGAGGACGUGCAUGAGGACGUGGAGCUCAGAGAGACGUUACCCAACCAGGAUGGAAGCUUCCAGAAGAGAAGCAUUCUGAAAGUCCCAGCUGAGGAGCUGCAGAAACACACCUACACCUGUGUGAUUCAGCACAGCAGCUUGGAGAAGAAGGAGUUAGUGCUGAAUGUGAGCGAGCGACAGAUCCUGAAAGGCACACACUCUCUACAGUAUUUCUACACUGUAGUUACAACAGAAAUGAAUUUCCCAGAGUUCACUGCUGUGGGUUUGGUGGAUGGAGGACAGUUUGUGUACUACGACAGUAACAUCAGGAGGAUGAUCCCAAAGACAGAGUGGAUACAGAAGAUGAAUUAUGAUGAUCCAGAUUACUGGAAUAGAGAGACACAGAAGCUACAGGGUUCUGAGGAGAUCUUCAAAGUCAAUGUGGAUAUACUAAUGAUGCGCUUUAAUCAGACAACAGGAGUUCACUCAGUGCAGCUGAUGUACGGCUGUGAGCUGGAUGAUGACGGAACUGUUAGAGGAUACAGACAGUACGGUUAUGAUGGAGAAGAUUACAUCAGUUUUGAUCUGAAAACUGUCACAUGGACUGCAGCUAAAUCACAAGCUGUGAUCACCAAGAACAAGUGGGAUCCUGAUCCUGGUAUGACUGUGGCCCGGAAGAACUACCUGGAGAACAUCUGUAUCAAGUGGUUAAAAAAGUAUGUGUCUUACGGCAAAGAGACUCUGGAGAGGAAAGUUCGUCCUGAGACAUCACUGUUCCAGAAAGAAUCCUCUUCUCCAGAGGUGGUGUGUCACGCUACAGGUUUCUUCCCCAAAGCAGUGAUGAUCACCUGGAGGAAGGAUGGAGAGGACAUGCAUGAGGACGUGGAGCUCAGAGAGACGUUACCCAACCAGGAUGGAAGCUUCCAGAAGAGAAGCAUUCUGAAAGUCCCAGCUGAGGAGCUGCAGAAACACACCUACACCUGUGUGAUUCAGCACAGCAGCUUGGAGAAGGAGUUAGUGCUGCAUUUGAGGAACAAGCAACAGAUCCUGAAAGUUCGUCCUGAGACAUCACUGUUCCAGAAAGAAUCCUCUUCUCCAGAGGUGGUAUGUCACGCUACAGGUUUCUUCCCCAAAGCAGUGAUGAUCACCUGGAGGAAGGAUGGAGAGGACGUGCAUGAGGACGUGGAGCUCAGAGAGACGUUACCCAACCAUGAUGGAAGCUUCCAGAAGAGAAGCAUUCUGAAAGUCCCAGCUGAGGAGCUGCAGAAACACACCUACACCUGUGUGAUUCAGCACAGCAGCUUGGAGAAGGAGUUAGUGCUGCAUGUGAGCGAGCGACAGAUCCUGAAAGAUCCUCAAGAGGAGAGGAAAUGAUGAUGAUGAUGAUGAUGAUGAUGAAAUGGAUUAUUCCUAUGUUGUGUAUUCUUCUGUCAGUCAGUGAGGCAGGGUAAUAUGUCUACAUCAUAUCACACACUGUUUAGAAAUGAUUAUGAACCUUGAAACUGAUGAAUGUUCUGCUGCUGGAUGAUUUAUAACAUGUAGAACAUCACAUUUACAGAAUAUAGAAUUGCUUCUGGCUUUUUUUAAUAUAUAAACCUUGUAUCACUUUCUCAGUUUGUUUUUCACCAUAAUAAAAUCUUCCGGUGCAAACUGUAUUUUAAGAAAAUGAGAAAAUAACAGCUUUGUAAAGACUCUGGCAAGAAAACUGCAACUGUGUGAAAUCUUUAACUCUGUGUCGCAUUUCAUUUAUUUGUCUUGUCAAUAAAUCAUUUUUAUUCAGCUAUUCCAAUUA